AUGGCUGUAGAAGUUCCCGCUCCGAAACGUCGUGCGUCGGGGCUGAGGCGGGUUCGCGACCAACGCGACUUACGACCGCACGUCAACCCACAGCCGGCAGGCCGGCGCAUGGAUGCGAGUGGCGUGUUUUUGUCGCCCAUCAGGCUGCUUACAACUCACAUUGUCGAGACGUACCGCAUCUGUAAUCCUCAAUUCAGAUACGAAUCGACGCACAAUCCACGUCGCGUUUUGACGAAGCCCAGCAAGCCUAUCCACAAUGACGGCUUUGAUAACGAGGAUUACGACUAUAUUCUCUAUGUGAACGACUGGUUGGGCGCGGAUGAGGGACACAAAUACCUCAUCCUAGACAUUCUGGGUCAGGGAACCUUCGGUCAGGUGGUGAAGUGCCAAAAUAUGAAGACGCAUGAAGUCGUGGCUGUUAAGGUGGUCAAGAACAAGCCAGCGUACUUCAAUCAGAGUAUGAUGGAAGUGACGAUACUUGAAUUGUUGAACAACCAGUGUGAUCCGGACGAUCAGCACCACAUCUUGCGACUGCGGGACUCUUUCAUCCACAAGAAUCAUUUAUGCCUUGUCUUCGAGCUGCUUUCCUCAAAUCUCUACGAGCUGAUCAAGCAGAACCAAUUCCAGGGCCUCAGCACGCAAUUGGUCAAGGUGUUCACAGCUCAGCUGCUGGACGCAUUGACGGUGCUCAAGGAGGCCCGCCUCAUUCACUGCGACCUGAAGCCCGAGAACAUUCUCUUGAAGUCACUUCAAUCACCACAAAUUAAAGUCAUAGACUUUGGCUCGGCAUGUCAUGAACGGCAGACCGUGUAUACCUAUAUCCAGUCACGGUUUUACCGCUCUCCAGAAGUGCUGCUUGGCCUACCCUACGCGGCAGCGAUCGAUAUGUGGUCAUUAGGUUGUAUUGCGGUUGAACUGUUCUUGGGCCUUCCGUUAUUCCCAGGGACUAGCGAAUACAACCAGAUCACCCGCAUUGUAGAAAUGCUCGGGAUGCCACCGCAGUACAUGUUAGAUAUGGGCAAGCAGACAGGGCAAUUCUUUGACUCCUACGUGGAUGGAUAUGGCCACAAGCGGUACAAGCUCAAGAACAUCGAGCAAUAUUCCCGGGAGCAUAAUACGCAGGAGCAGCCUGGGAAGCAAUACUUCAAGGCAAAUUCCCUCCCGGAGAUCAUACAGCAAGCUCCGAUGCCUUCGUUCAAGUCAACUUCGCGGCAGGCUCACGAGAUGGAGAAGGAGAUGAACAACCGGGCUGCCUUCAUAGACUUCUGUCAGGGGCUUCUGAAUAUGAAUCCGAUCGAACGGUGGUCGCCGCAGCAGGCUAGGAUGCAUCCGUUCAUCACCGGAGAAAAAUGGACAAAGCCGUGGACGCCUACAGGCCAAUCGAGCCAUCAAGUAAGCCCCCCACCGAGCAAUGGCCCUGACCCGAAGCGACCAUAUGGAGGUUUGGUGCCAUCUCAGCCAAAGGGUACCAGAGCAUAUCAAGAUGCUGCUGCGUAUAAUCAACGCCUUGCGCAGCACCAGGCGUUCACCGCCCAGGCUCAUGCUGCAUCUCAAGCGGCGCAGAAUGUCUAUAGAAAUCCUUAUGUCACUGCUCCGAACUCACAACAGGGCUCUGCAACCAAUUAUCCGAGCUCGCAGGAUAAUACCAAUGCUAGCGCUGCUGCGAACUACGCAGCACAGCAGUACAAUACCCCUGCGUCACAAGCGACGUCACAUCGGACCCUUGCCCACCGAAACUCCCAUGGACAGUUGAACGUCAACACUAAUGUUUCACAACAUGCGGGACACGGGCCAGGAUUCCCUGCCAUGCAGAACCCAACAGCACCGUCAAACACGUACUACUCUACUGCCCGCACUCGCUCGAACACCAUCAAUCCGAAUAUGGACAACAUACCCCCGGCAUUGGCACGGCUUCAGCAUAUGAAUCAGGACGUCAUCGGCGGGCGGAAGGCGUUGACGCCAGUGCUCAAGCGAGACGAUGCCAUCCGGGAGUGGGAGCGGCGUCAAGCGGGGAAGACUGCUGCGGCACAGCCUUACCCACAACUGGAAUUUUUGCAACAGCAGGCUGAGCUCGCGGCAGCGCAAGGGUUGACGAACUGGGGGCAAUCAAGUUCGUCUUCACGUUACCAGCAUCACCCGCAUCCAACGUCUAAUCUCGCGCACUCGUACCACCCUCCCAACUCUAUGGCAGUGGACGAUGAUCGCCGUGAUGCCAUCUUAUCAACCGCUCGAGCCGCCGCCCGAGCGGACGCGCAGAGCAAUCUCUUUGGCACAACGACGGAAGUGAUACCGAGCCCGCCGCAGGCAUAUUCGAGCAACUCGACAACAGCAGGGAACCGGUACGCAACGACGUACUCGCAGCAGCAACAGGCUCCCACGUCUCCGUUUGAUGCCGUGGACCGACGGACAGAUAUCGGUACUUUGUACGUGCCUAUGCAGCCUGACCAGUACGGCCCGUACAACGUUCAAGCCUCCGCUUCCCAACAACAUGCCGCUGCCGCUCGGCAGGUUGCGCCUCCUGCUCAAGCCGUGCCACCAUCGUUUUAUGGCGCAGGCGUCGUGCCGCAGAAUAACAAUCAGCAGCGGAAUCCCUUCACCGCGGAUCCUCUGCAGACAUCACAAGGACAGGCGAGCGCGAAGGACGGCCGGAGGAAGAGUGCUAUGGACCUGUGGACACAAUGA
Messenger RNA from Laetiporus sulphureus 93-53, 2682 nucleotides. RefSeq names its product kinase-like protein. The coding region runs from base 1 to 2682 and encodes 893 amino acids. Gene Ontology annotation, cellular component: nucleus; cytoplasm. Gene Ontology annotation, molecular function: protein tyrosine kinase activity; protein serine/threonine kinase activity; ATP binding. The transcript is spliced from 8 exons. NCBI's taxonomy places the organism in Eukaryota, Fungi, Basidiomycota, Agaricomycetes, Polyporales, Laetiporaceae. The record is from RefSeq and is a predicted model, not a curated record. Gene Ontology annotation, biological process: peptidyl-threonine phosphorylation; peptidyl-serine phosphorylation.